Molecule: messenger RNA, 1206 nt
Organism: Corylus avellana
Lineage: Eukaryota; Viridiplantae; Streptophyta; Magnoliopsida; Fagales; Betulaceae
Product: Tetratricopeptide repeat (TPR)-like superfamily protein
Molecular function (GO): protein binding
Source: RefSeq, a predicted model, not a curated record
GCUCUUAGCUGCUGAACCAUAGGAGGUUUUCUUCCUCUAUAAUCUCUAAUCUCUCUCCCUUUCUGAAAUCAUAGAAAAUCAUGCUUCUGAGAAGCGCCUCUGCACCAAUCUUGAAUUCGUGGCUACCCCAGUACUGCAAGGAUUCAUCAUCCCCAGAGACUGAACCAGUUCACCAGCUUUCAAGAACCAGAUCAGUUUCUUUUACGGCAUCUUUUCAUCCUUCUCCUUCUGAUGAAUCGACGAAGAAGGUAACCCAAGCCUUGCAAGAAGCAGAAUUUCAAACCCCACCAAAGCCCAAGAAAACGAACCCCAUAUCUCGCCCCCACAAAAAACAACCAAAAAUCACGGUCGAAGAAGUGGAGGAAGAAAAAGAGCUAAAACCCAAUUCGGUGUUGUCAUCAUCUUCAAUCCGGAGACUUUUUUCAAGCUCUGGGUUGGGUGAGAGUGUUGUGGGUGAAGAAGGAUGUGCUGCGGGGAAGAAUGAUUGUGUGUUGCAGACUCUGGUAGGGGGUGGUGGAAAUGGGAGUGUUGGUGGUGGUUGUGGUGGCAGAGGAUCAGAUGGUGGAGAUGGAGAGGAUAAUGGUGGGUCUGGAUCUUUUGAAGGUAAUAAUCAUGGGAGUGAUAAAACCGACGUUUAUUACCAGAAGAUGAUUGAAGCAAAUCCUGGCAAUGCGCUUCUUCUUGGAAACUAUGCAAAGUUUUUAAAAGAGGUUCGUGGAGAUUUUGCUAAAGCAGAAGAGUAUUUUGGGAGAGCAAUUUUGGCUAAUCCAAGUGAUGGAAAUGUUUUAGCUCUCUAUGCUGAUUUGAUCUGGCAAACAAAAAGGGAUGCCGAUCGAGCCGAGAGUUAUUUUGAUCAAGCUGUUAAAACUGCCCCAGAUGAUUGUUAUGUCUUAGCUUCAUAUGCUCGGUUUCUUUGGGAUGCUGAAGAUGAAGAGGAUGAAGAGGAACGACUUGAAAGUGAAUACAGCCAUGCUUCUUCUGCAAAUUUCUUCCAAGGAGCUUCUCACCAUCCUCCUUUGACUGCAGCUACUUAGUCUCCACUCUUCAAUAAACCGUCUUUGCCUCUGCUGUGAAAUAGCUCGAGUAACAUAGUAGCUAAGAAAUAACAUUUCCCCUUUUUUGUAAUUUUUGGGUAAGAAGUGAACGAGCCGACUGUAAAUUAUCAAUUAACUCUAUUAUUAGUAAAGCAAAAUUAACUUUCUUAAA